AUGGCUUCUCCAAAGAAUUCUUAAGAGAGGCAAAAACCAAUUGCUAAUAUUUUUCCAAGCAAAUAUGUCAAGCACUGUUGGUCAAGUCAUUCGUUGCAAAGCUGCCGUGGCAUGGGAAGCCGGAAAGCCACUGGUGAUUGAAGAGGUGGAGGUGGCACCACCACAGGCAAUGGAGGUUCGUCUGAAGAUCCUCUUCACUUCUCUUUGCCAUACUGAUGUUUACUUUUGGGAAGCCAAGGGGCAGGCUCCAUUAUUCCCUCGCAUAUUUGGUCAUGAAGCAGGGGGGAUAGUUGAAAGUGUAGGUGAGGGUGUGACAGACCUUCAACCUGGUGACCAUGUGCUUCCUGUCUUCACUGGAGAAUGCGGUGACUGUCGUCAUUGCAAGUCAGAGGAAAGUAACAUGUGUGAUCUGCUAAGGAUCAACACUGACCGAGGGGUGAUGCUUAAUGAUGGCAAGACAAGGUUCUCUAUUAAGGGACAACCCAUCUACCAUUUUGUUGGGACAUCUACCUUCAGUGAAUACACUGUUGUUCAUGUUGGCUGUUUAGCCAAAAUCAAUCCUACUGCUCCACUUGACAAAGUUUGUGUUCUCAGCUGUGGAAUCUCUACAGGACUUGGUGCCACAUUGAAUGUUGCAAAGCCUACUAAGGGUUCAACUGUGGCCAUUUUUGGAUUGGGAGCAGUGGGCCUUGCUGCUGCUGAAGGAGCUAGAAUUGCAGGCGCUGCUAGGAUUAUUGGGGUUGAUCUGAACUCCAAGAGAUUUGAGGAAGCCAAGAAAUUUGGUUGCACUGAAUUUGUGAACCCGAAAGAUCAUGACAAACCCGUUCAAGAGGUGCUAGCCGAAAUGACAAAUGGUGGAGUUGAUCGAAGCGUUGAGUGUACUGGAAGCAUCAAUGCCAUGAUUUCUGCGUUUGAAUGUGUCCACGAUGGGUGGGGUGUUGCUGUACUCGUUGGUGUGCCGAACAAAGAUGAUGCGUUCAAAACCCAUCCCAUGAAUGUGUUGAACGAAAGGACUCUCAAGGGCACUUUCUUUGGCAACUACAAGCCCCGCUCUGACCUUCCUUCAGUGGUGGAAAAGUACAUGAACAAAGAGCUUGAGCUGGAGAAAUUUAUCACCCAUGAAGUCCCUUUCUCAGAGAUCAACAAGGCCUUCGAGUACAUGCUUCGUGGGGAGAGCCUCCGGUGUAUCAUACGCAUGGAGGCGUAAGGCAGAACGAAGACCAACUUCAUCUGUAUCAACUGUUUUUAUUUGAAGCUUGGUGAUGAAAGAAAACGUUUUUAUUUUUAUGCAUUGUACAUGAAACAAAUUCCAUUUCUGUUCUAUUUGUUGUCUCUCAAAUGCUGCACACAUGCAUGCCUUCACUCCAUAUAUGCAAACUGGGAUCUAAUUUAAUC
Molecule: messenger RNA, 1395 nt
Organism: Durio zibethinus
Lineage: Eukaryota; Viridiplantae; Streptophyta; Magnoliopsida; Malvales; Malvaceae
Product: alcohol dehydrogenase
Biological process (GO): formaldehyde catabolic process
Cellular component (GO): cytosol
Molecular function (GO): S-(hydroxymethyl)glutathione dehydrogenase [NAD(P)+] activity; alcohol dehydrogenase (NAD+) activity; zinc ion binding
Source: RefSeq, a predicted model, not a curated record